Messenger RNA from Knipowitschia caucasica, 1644 nucleotides. The record is from the annotation of a GenBank genome assembly. Lineage: Eukaryota; Metazoa; Chordata; Actinopteri; Gobiiformes; Gobiidae.
AUGAGGUCCAAGGACGUCUCAUCAUGGCCGCUUGCAUCCGCCCCUGUCCUGGAGCUGAGGAGCACACAAAGACUGGGACGUCCACAAGUCUUCAUGAAGAACACGCGGCCGGCGGAAGCUUCCAAGAAGAGCUUGAAGAGGCCUUCUUCUGAUUCAGACUCUGAGCCUGGACCCAGCGGACUGAACAAGCGCAGUCCUCCAAAAUGGCUCAAGUCCAACAGUGUGAGAGUAGAGGAAUACAGCGUUACUAAGACAGAAGGCUUGACGAGCCCUUCUUCUGAUUCCGACCCUGAGCCUGGACCCAGCGGACUGAACAAGGACAGACCUCCAACACGGCUCAAGUCCAAAAGUCCAAAAGAAGAGGACAACACAUUUAAUGAGACACAAGACUGGAGGUCGUGUCUAGAAUUCAGUCAGCGGUGGUCUCCGGAACUAUGGAGACCACAGAGACUUGAUACCGACUCAGUCACUGAUCCCGAACUCAGCACCUGGGGCCGAGUGUCCAACACGACCAGAAAGUUUGCCCGCAUUCUCAGCCGCAAGAGGAAAUCGACCGAUGCGUGCAAGAAUGAGAGCAGACCACCAAAGCUCAGAUCCAGCAGAUCAAGUGGAGAGGAGACUGAAAUUCAAGUAUUCACACGCUGGGAGUCAUGUCCAGAGUUGAUUGAGAUGGACAGAGAGGGGCCCCUGUCUCCAAAGUCUUGGGAGCCACAGAGACCAGUCCAGGAGGCCCCCAAGAGGAAACCAGACAACACCAGUGAGGACGGGACCAAUCCACCCACAGAGUCCCACAGUCCAAGAGAAGAGAAUGAAACCAGGACCUCACCAGAUAAAGUGAUCAGCAAAAAGUACAAGGUGCAUGAGUAUGUUGGAGGGGGGGCCUUUGGACGCGUCUACGCUGGCAUUCGUAUUGCCGACAAGUUUCCGAAGGGUCCAAAUGGUCGGCGACGAAUCCCAAUAGAGGUGCACAUGAUCCAGCACUUGGGGGCCGGUCCUAACUCCGUAGACUCCGACGUCACCCCUCGCCUCCUGAACUGGUACAACAUGGGGGGAACUGUUGUGAUAGUCCUCGAGAGGCCGCGCCACUGCAUGGACUUACACAAAUACCUUGAAAGGAAAGAAAGUCACACACUGGAUGAGGAGGAGGCCCGGGUUCUGUUCAGACAGCUGGUUCAUGCAGGUGCUGAGCUUGAGGCUAAGGGUGUCUUCCACCGGGACAUAAAACCCGACAAUAUCCUGAUUGAGAGCGGACUAAAAGGACCCAGGGCCAGGUUCAUCGACUUCGGCUGUGCCAUCCACUGCACGCCAGAGAGAAAAUUUACUGUGCAGCCAGGAGCUAUCGCGUACUCGUGUCCGGAGUGGUUCAGGCGCAUACCGUACACUGUGGGUCCCACCACCGUGUGGCAGCUGGGGCUCAUACUCUACAUCAUGCUCUUCAACAAGAAGCCUGUGGUUAAGAAGAAAACCCUGGGAUCCUGGAGCAAAGUCCCUAUCCCCAAUUCUGUUUCACAAGAAUGCAGAGACGCUCUGGGAGGAUGCUUGGAGAAGGACCCUGGCGAUCGCUUCUCGUUGGAAGAGUUGAAAAAACAUCCAUGUCCAGUCACAACCAUCUCUGUGAAUAUGAGUCUGAAACGCGCCUGCUAA